CAAUUACAGAAUCGACUGUGUGCGACUGUGUGUGAUUCGCAUUCGCUUGCGUCGUUCGUUGUUGGAAUAUUGUAUCUACUAUUUCAGUAAAUCGUUUUUGUGCAGUUCUUUGUUUAAUUUAAUCCUAAAAUUUUAAGCCAGUUAAUCAACACUAAUUACUUCUGUUGAAAACACUGACUACAAAAUGCAGAUCUUCGUUAAGACCUUAACGGGUAAAACCAUUACAUUAGAAGUCGAACCAUCGGAUACCAUCGAAAAUGUAAAAGCAAAAAUUCAAGAUAAAGAAGGUAUUCCCCCAGAUCAGCAACGACUGAUCUUUGCUGGAAAGCAAUUAGAAGAUGGUCGCACUCUGUCUGACUACAAUAUUCAAAAGGAAUCUACUCUUCACUUGGUAUUGCGUCUCCGUGGUGGCAUGCAGAUCUUUGUUAAAACACUCACGGGUAAAACUAUCACUUUAGAAGUGGAACCUUCGGACACAAUUGAAAAUGUCAAGGCCAAGAUUCAAGACAAAGAGGGCAUCCCUCCCGACCAGCAGCGUUUGAUCUUUGCUGGUAAACAACUGGAAGAUGGCCGCACCCUAUCCGACUAUAACAUCCAGAAGGAAUCCACUCUUCACCUUGUCCUCCGUCUACGUGGUGGCAUGCAGAUCUUUGUAAAGACACUUACUGGCAAAACUAUCACUUUAGAGGUGGAAGCCUCUGAUACAAUUGAAAAUGUCAAGGCCAAGAUUCAAGACAAGGAGGGCAUCCCUCCAGACCAGCAGCGUUUGAUCUUUGCUGGUAAACAGUUGGAGGAUGGCCGCACACUCUCAGACUAUAACAUCCAGAAAGAAUCCACCCUCCACCUUGUAUUGCGUCUUCGUGGUGGCAUGCAAAUCUUUGUAAAAACACUUACGGGUAAAACAAUUACUUUGGAAGUUGAACCUUCUGACACAAUUGAAAAUGUGAAGGCAAAGAUUCAAGACAAAGAAGGCAUUCCUCCCGACCAGCAGCGUUUGAUCUUUGCUGGUAAACAGCUGGAAGAUGGCCGUACACUGUCUGACUACAAUAUUCAGAAAGAAUCCACCCUUCACCUUGUCCUCCGUCUUCGUGGUGGCAUGCAGAUUUUCGUGAAAACACUGACUGGAAAAACUAUUACUCUCGAAGUCGAACCCUCUGACACAAUAGAAAAUGUCAAGACCAAGAUUCAAGAUAAAGAGGGCAUUCCACCAGACCAACAGCGUUUGAUCUUUGCUGGUAAACAGUUGGAUGAUGGCCGUACUUUAUCUGAUUAUAAUAUUCAGAAGGAGUCCACCCUUCACCUUGUACUCAGACUUCGUGGUGGCAUGCAAAUUUUUGUGAAAACACUUACAGGCAAAACUAUUACUCUUGAAGUAGAGCCAUCUGAUACCAUUGAGAAUGUUAAGGCUAAGAUUCAAGACAAGGAGGGCAUACCUCCAGAUCAGCAGCGUUUAAUUUUUGCUGGUAAACAGUUAGAGGAUGGACGUACUCUCUCUGAUUACAAUAUUCAAAAAGAGUCCACAUUGCAUUUAGUCUUGCGUUUACGAGGCGGUAUGCAGAUCUUUGUUAAAACUUUGACUGGAAAAACUAUAACAUUGGAAGUUGAACCAUCUGACACUAUAGAAAAUGUAAAGGCUAAAAUCCAAGACAAGGAGGGAAUUCCUCCUGACCAACAGCGACUUAUUUUCGCUGGUAAACAGCUUGAAGACGGACGCACUCUUUCUGAUUAUAACAUACAAAAAGAAUCUACUUUGCACUUGGUGCUGCGUCUCCGUGGUGGAUAUUGAUUAUUUACUUGCAAAUCAAUAUUCAUAAAAUAUAAUUAAACUAUUCGCUAUUUGAAAUUUCCAUUGUAGUCAUUCCUUUGCUAUAUUAUGCUAAAUGAAUAUUAUUUAAUGUAAUCUCGUGGUCAUUAAAUAUACUAUUCUGCUUUAA
This is a messenger RNA of Achroia grisella, 1934 nucleotides long. Its product is annotated as polyubiquitin-C. The coding region runs from base 185 to 1786 and encodes 533 amino acids. The record is from RefSeq and is a predicted model, not a curated record. The transcript is spliced from 2 exons. Lineage: Eukaryota; Metazoa; Arthropoda; Insecta; Lepidoptera; Pyralidae. Gene Ontology annotation, molecular function: protein tag activity; ubiquitin protein ligase binding. Gene Ontology annotation, biological process: protein ubiquitination; modification-dependent protein catabolic process. Gene Ontology annotation, cellular component: nucleus; cytoplasm.